AUGGGCAUCGGAAUUGCGUUGCUGGGCGCUGGCAUUUUUGCGGUUGAGCACCAACUUCCAGCAAUCAAAGCGUGCUCGUCUCUUUCGUUGAAAGCCAUCUACUCUAGGUCUCAAAAGACAGCAGAGGAUGCCUUGAAGGAUGCAGGCGAGGAUGUGGACAUCUACUUCGACUCGUUGACUUCCCCAUCACAGAGUCUCGAGGCUUUACUCAAUCGCGAUGAUAUCAAAGCUGUGAUCAUCGCAGUCCCUAUUCUUGCCCAACCCCAUCUGAUCCGAAAAGCCAUGGCUGCGGGCAAGCACAUUAUGAGCGAAAAACCCAUUGCCAAAGAUGUUGCAACUGCUGAAGAUCUUCUGACGUUUUACCAACCCUUUUCAAAGAAAGUCGUGUGGGCUGUUGGCGAGAACUUCCGAUUCUGGCCAUCAGUCAGCAAUGCUUUCCAGAUAUUGCAGGAGUCCAUUUCAGAGUUGGUGACCUUCAGCGUAAAUUUCUACACGCUAGUUGACCAAGCAGACAAAUAUUUGGAGACUGAGUGGCGUUCUACACCAGGCUAUCAGGGUGGCUUUCUCCUUGAUGGCGGUGUUCAUUUCGCUGCUAUCCUACGCUAUCUUCUCAGCGCGCUGGGGCAGAAAGUUACCAAUCUAUCAGCUUUCACGGCCCUGCUGCAAGAAAGGCUGCCGCCCGUCGAUACAAUCCACGCCGUCAUGGAGAUAUCCAAUGGGCGGAACGGAACAUUCGGCGUCUCCGUUGGAACGAAGUUCAGGGAUAACUUCGAAAUUAACGUUGUUACGGAUACAUGCAGUGUAACGAUCAGGCCCACUGAAGUUGUCACUACGACCAAGAACGCGUCAGGUGAGGAACAGGUGUCCAAACACGAGUUUGCAAGGACCUUUGGUGUCGCAGAAGAAAUAGUAGCAUUCGCGGAAGCUUUUGAGGGCAAAUGUUUGGACCCGAGGUUGACGCCUGAAGCAGCCCUUGGCGACCUCAGAUUAAUUGAAGCUAUGCUACGGUCUGGAGAAGCUGGCGGACAAGUCCAGGCACUUGAUUAA
Messenger RNA from Ilyonectria robusta, 1047 nucleotides. RefSeq lists its product as uncharacterized. Gene Ontology annotation, biological process: NADPH regeneration. Gene Ontology annotation, cellular component: cytoplasm. Bases 1 to 1047 code for a protein of 348 amino acids. NCBI's taxonomy places the organism in Eukaryota, Fungi, Ascomycota, Sordariomycetes, Hypocreales, Nectriaceae. Gene Ontology annotation, molecular function: oxidoreductase activity; nucleotide binding. The record is from RefSeq and is a predicted model, not a curated record. The transcript is spliced from 3 exons.